This is a messenger RNA of Tribolium castaneum (red flour beetle), 1395 nucleotides long. RefSeq lists its product as uncharacterized. NCBI's taxonomy places the organism in Eukaryota, Metazoa, Arthropoda, Insecta, Coleoptera, Tenebrionidae. The record is from RefSeq and is a predicted model, not a curated record. Gene Ontology annotation, molecular function: DNA binding. The transcript is spliced from 2 exons. Bases 313 to 1371 code for a protein of 352 amino acids. Gene Ontology annotation, biological process: DNA integration; DNA recombination.
UGUUAAAAAAUAGUAAUUUUUGUAUUAAGUGCGCGAAAUGAGUGUUUUUUUAAUGGCGCCUGAGAAUGUUAUUUUAGUCGAGACCGCCAGGUCGAGACCUAAAAGACAUUCGAAGGCGCCAUUAAAACAUGAAUUUCGCCACGAAAUACAAACAACGUUUUUUCUACAGCCUCCAGAUGAAGAAAAAAGUAACAGAAAUUAGUUGGAACAAAAUGGUCUGAUAAAUCGAGUUGCUUGCAUGGUUACGAUGAUAAAUAAAAGUGAUAGUUGCGAAAAAUUUGUCACAAUAGGUAUUUUUGUUGAAGAAGUGUGAUGGAUUUUAGCAGCGAAAACGAAAUAGAUGCAAUUGCAAGCGCGGCAGUGUCGAAUCUUUUGCCUGCUAAAUCAAGACCGCAGUACGAAAAAACGUAUCUUCAGUUUCGGCAGUGGUGUUCUAUGAAAAAGAUUGAUCAAGUAACGGAAAAUGUUUUGUUGGCGUAUUUGGAAGAAAAGUCUACCACCUUAAAGCCACCAACACUCUGGGCCCUUUAUGCGAUGUUGAAAGCCACCUUAAACGUUAAAGAGAAUAUCGAUACACGUAAGUUUCCGAAGUUAGUGCCCUACCUGAAAAGCAAAAGCGUAGGUUACAGAAGCAAGAAGUCGCAAAUUUUAGACAAAGAAGACAUUAGCAAGUUUAUUAAUGAAGCAGAUGACAAGAUAUAUUUACUGAUGAAGACUGUGCUAAUUUUGGGUAUAUCGGGAGCCCUUCGACGUGAAGAAUUAGUUAAAAUGAAGCUAACUGACAUAGAAGAUAAACAGUCUGUCUUAAUUGUGAAGGUGCCUGAUACAAAAACCCACUGCGAACGAAUAUUUACUGUUUCAAAUUUAGAAAAUAUAGAAAUUGUCAGAAAAUAUAGAGCUUUGCGGCCUCCACGGGCGACUAGUGACCGUUUAUUUUUAAAGUAUACCAACGGAAAAUGUGUGAAUCAAAAUGUUGGAAUUAACAAAAUCGGAGAGAUACCAAGUUUGAUUGCAAAGUGGCUUAACAAAGACGAACCUAAAAAAUAUACUGGUCACUGCUUCAGAAGAAGCUCUGCCACUCUUUUGGCGAAUGCUGGAGGUGAUCUAAUUUCAAUUAAACGUCAUGGGGGCUGGAGAAGCAGCACAGUGGCAGAAAGUUACAUCGAGGACUCUUUGAAUAAUAAAAUUGAAAUUGCCAAUAAAAUUCAACCUUCUUCCUCCACAGAAGAAAACAAAAUCACUCAACCUUCUACAUCGGCUUCUUUUAAUGGCGAAAAUAACUUUCAUUUACAAGCGUCUUCACUCAGGCCUCUGGGGAUAAACGGGGGCACGUUUUCGUCAUGCACAUUUAAUUUUCAUAUGUCAAAGUAAAUAUCUAUUAUUAUUGUUUUGUAA